AGACUUCACGGCCGUGUUGUUGGAUGUGAUGGGCAACUCCACCAGUUACCUUCAGGAGCUUUUCAAAUCCAGCUCCAUUCUCUCAGUGAACCAAAAGAACAGUUCUGACUGCAUCUAUAUCUGUGUGAUGGCGGGCAAAUCAGAAAAGGAUCUGGAUGAGCUGUGGAACCUGGACUUGAUCACUCCGCUGUUCAACCAGACCAUCACUGAGCACACUCACACAGAGGCAACACUGGCUUCUCUUGCCACCCUGACGACAACUGCACCUACCACCACCACCAAGUCUCCACACAUUGAGAAACCAGGCUGCCCGUGGAGAGUAGAGCUGACCCUGAGAGAGGACCUGAAGGAAAGCAACCUAUUCCAGGACGUGCCCAGAGAGGACCUGAAGGAGAGCAGUCUGUCUGUGGGGAAGCUGCAGCCCUGUGUGUUUGAGCUCUGCAAGUUCUACAACCAGUGCCUGUGCAGGGCACACACACACACACACAGCAGGUUCUGUGAGGACAGUCUGGGCUGGUAUGAGAAGCACACCCAUGAAAUCUGCACUCGAGUGAGGAGAGUUACCUUUUCAAGAAGUUUGAAACAGCGGUGCCUGUCUCGGAUUUGUGUGAAGAAACAGUGAUCUUCUCAAGUCCACCAGACAAUCCUGCACACUUCACUGUGUGUGUGUGUGUUUGCUUGAGUGUGUGUGUGGUCAUUUGUGCUCACUGUG
Messenger RNA from Sardina pilchardus (European sardine), 712 nucleotides. RefSeq names its product HERV-H LTR-associating protein 1. The transcript is spliced from 7 exons. NCBI's taxonomy places the organism in Eukaryota, Metazoa, Chordata, Actinopteri, Clupeiformes, Clupeidae. The coding region runs from base 29 to 622 and encodes 197 amino acids. The record is from RefSeq and is a predicted model, not a curated record.